UCAAAAAUCACACGAAGGAAAGUGUAGAGAGGGAUAAAUAGAAAGGUAAAUCAAUCCUCGAGCGAAUUCUUAAUGUCCGCUUCGCCAUUAAACGAUGAUAAUAGCAUAGAAUUCAGCGAAAUUCUUCCGGAAAAUAGCUUGAUACACACUAAGCUGAAAGAUAUCCAUCUGCUGCUCUGCAAGCCCAAAAUUCUUCCCGUAAAAUCCUACUCCCUGGAAAAGCUUGAAAUGUUAGAAAAAAAGCUAUCCGAAGAGUCAAAGCAGCGUAGACAACUGAUGCAUGAGCAAAAGGAAGCAUCCGCUUGGAAGAGUGACGAAUCGCCUCCCAUUCCAAAAACCACCUCGGAUGCUCCAAUAAUACCACCACCACAAAAAUAAGUCCCCAAUUUUGCAGGUGAAUCUGUAGCCAUGUAUGAAAACGGAUACCAAGAAAUGAACUUUAUUUGGGGAAGAAAGCCAAUGAUAUAAAUUGUAGAAUUACUUGGGGAAUAAA
This is a messenger RNA of Phytomonas sp. Hart1, 493 nucleotides long. NCBI's taxonomy places the organism in Eukaryota, Euglenozoa, Kinetoplastea, Trypanosomatida, Trypanosomatidae. The record is from the annotation of a GenBank genome assembly.